UUGGCACAUUUCCGUAGGUCUGAUCAGCGCAGCAAUAUCCUUACCGAGCCUCACGCUUACACAGGGGUCGCCGCCGCUUCUUCUUCUACGUCGGACCAAGGCGUGGCGGAACAGCGGCCCCUGCGACGGGUGCGUCGACAGUGGCGUUUCAUCUGCCGCAGCGACAACAGCUUCACUCAGCUGAUGUCCAACGUGAUGGAGGUGAACCGCGAAGUUCUGCGGGCCACCGCACCGCUGCGCGUCGGCGACAGCGAGAACCUGGGUCUCGUGUGGCUGAGAAACGGGCGCGUCUACAACCUACACACCAUCAAGAUCCGUGACACGUUCACCAGCGAGUGCAACGAGACGACCAUGAACCUGGUGUUCAGACUGAACCUGGAAAAGCCGUACGUCGUGUUCGACCUAUCGGCCCCCUUCGGCACUACCGCGCUUGCCGGUGGUCAGCUGACCGUCAGGGUUGACUCGCUCGACGUCGACAUUGGCCUCGUCACGCCAAAAGUGAAAAACAGCGGCGACAACGCCGAGCCGUGGGUUCCUUUCGCCACGGUUCGCAGAGCACACAACCUUCGGCUCGAGUUCACGGGGAUGCCUCCGGCCACGACGGCACUGACUUCUCUGCUGGCGCUACUGCAACAGCUGAUACCAUCUGUGCAGACGCGGUUGUUCGAGAUCAUACUGACUCGCAUAUUGAGGAACUACGUCGCAACCACGCCGAUUCCUUUUUGAACCUCGAAGAAGGGAGGACACGUCGAAAGAGAGAAAAGAAGGAGCGCAGUAGAGUAGUUCUCCAAAGCUAUUUAUAGGACAGUUAAUAUAACAAUUCUAUUCCAACGGUCCUUCCUUUUCGCGCUCCUUCAGCGGCCCACGUCAUCAACGGGAUCGAUCAGCCGGCCGUGAACGGUGGAUGAUAAGAGUGACAUAGAAUCGAGCAGAAGGAAUCAUUACAUUAUGACGGCACUGGUUCCGCUUGGGGCAGUUCCAAAUAAAAUAUCAAGGAUGAGCGUUGGCGCUAUAUUUGUGGGGUGCUUUUGUUUGUUAAUUCUUCUUUGACUAAAGUUUCUGAAAAGAGCUAUCUUGAUGCGCUGUAGUCGGCACAUAAUCACCCAGACGAACAACACAGGUGGAGAGCACAUACUCACAGAGAAAUUAGAAACAAGGAAACUCAGGAAAGACGCCGCGAAUUUUAUUGGCAGCGCCCUCCUGUAUAGUCUGUUACCUACUAACCAUGCCCCUUUGUUUAUGUAGAGCAGCAACAGCGCGUAUAAUUUGCACUCACUCUAUAGGCUUCUCCGGUGUUUACUUAUUUAUUCAUUUACCUCACAGGCUCCCGAAGGAGUAUUGCGUGAGGGGAGGAUACAGGGAAUUACCAAAAACAGGAGUAAAAAGAAAUUAUACAUUGUUAGCGAGUAAACAUGAAAGAACAAAUAUCUAACAAUAUAAAUAACGGGAUAAAUGAAACAAACGACUGUGUGAAGUAACAAAAAAAGUACCAAGAGAUUGUACAAAUGGUAGGAGGUGAAGGUGAAAGAACAAGUCUGUAAUAGUGUUAAAGCAAUUCAAAACAAACAUUCAAACAAAACAAAAAGAAAAACCUAUACAACUUCGCUACAAGUAUUUGCUUAGGUGCGCAGUAUGGUUUAGUUGUGACGAAUUAUGGAAAUAAUAUGCAUAAGCGUGCUUUGAAGGAUACUGGGUCAAGAAUGUCAACUAUGUCAUUUGGUAGGUUAUUCCAAUGUUGAAUGGCACGUGGUAAUGCGGAAGAAUUGAAAGCAUUUAUUCGGCCAAAGAUACGCUGGAAACUGAGAUGAUUAUGUAAACGCCGAGAUGUACGAGAUGGACGAGUGAGCGGCAGAGUGGACGGGUGCGUGCUAUGGAUUAUCUUGUUAAAUAGACAAAGCAAUGCUAUGGUUCUUCGUGAUUCAAAAGAUGAGAGAGAUAAAGAUGACUUAAUGCUAGUCACGCUAGAGUCGCUGUGGUAGUCUCUGACAAUGAAGCGGGCGGCGCGGUUUUGGAUCGAUUCGAGAGAUGCGAUUAGGUAAGCUUGGCGAGGUGACCAGAUAGGGGCUGCGAAUUCCAGUUGUGACCUUACAAAAGUCUGAUAAGCGAUUUGUCUGGUGAGGACAGGAGCAUCACGAAGGUUGCGUUUAAGAUAGCCGAGCGUACGUGAAGCUUUAGCAGUUAUUUUUUCGAUGUGCGCAGACCAUGACAGGUUAGGUGUAAGGAGAAUGCCAAGGUACUUGUAUGAGUUGGUGCGUGUGACGGGGUUGUUAUCAAGUGAGUAAUCGAAAGCGGAAAAUGUCUUUUUGCGGGUGAAUGUUAUUAGUUUGCAUUUAUCAGUGUUUAGAGUCAUUUGCCAAGAAGAGCACCAGUUAGUAAUACGGUCAAGAUCUCGUUGGAGAGCGACGUGAUCGGAAGUUGAGCAGAUUUCACGAUAGAUCACACAAUCGUCUGCGAACAAGCGAAUGGAUGACGUUAUUUCGGAUGGCAGGUCGUUAAUAUAGAUCAGAAAAAGUAAUGGUCCGAGUACGCUUCCUUGUGGGACACCAGAUGUCACAUCGCUGAUACUGGAAAUAAAGUUAUCGACGACGGUGAAUUGCUUACGGAAUGACAAGAAAUUUCUUAUCCAAGAUACUGUUAGGGAAUCGAUAUUUAAGCAUGAGAGUUUAGCUAUGAGACGGCAAUGAGCAACACGAUCGAAAGCCUUAGCGAAGUCUAUGAAGAUGGAAUCUGUUUGUAUGCCCUUAUCCAUGUUUAGGAAAAUAUCUGUAGUCAAUUCGAAUAGUUGCGUUUCACAUGAUAGUCCUUUUCUGAAUCCAUGCUGAUGUUUAAAUAAGAACUUGUUAGUUUCCAAGUGAUUUGCUAUGUUUGAAAAGAUUAUGUGUUCUAGUAACUUACCGGGAACGCUUGUUAGUGAUAUUGGGCGGUAAUUGUUAACAGCGCUUUUAUCGCCAGAUUUAAAGAAAGGUAUAACUUUAGCGACCUUCCAGUCAUACGGAACUUCCCCUGUUGAGAGGGACUGUUGAAACAAGCAGGAAAGGACUGUGCUAGAGGAAACUACAGUAUAUUUUAAGAUUUUUGAAUUUAUACCGUCCAUGCCGGAAGAAGUUGACAUCUUGAGGUUGUUGAUCAGCUCAGCAACACCAGUGGUUGUUAUGUUGAUGGGGGCCAUGUAUGUACAAUCGAGUUCGAUGGGGGGUUGGUAUAUUUGAAUGGUCUUCCUCUGUAAAUACGGACGUGAAGUAACAAACGAAGACUCUUUGCUUCCUGGCUUCGCUAGGUAUAAUAGCCCAAUACAUUUUGCGCUUAAGAAAAGAAAAUAUGGAGGCCGCAGUAGUAUACUUCUGCAGUAUUUCUGCUCUGCAACAACCCGGUGACUAAAACGUAC
Dermacentor albipictus is the source of this 3385-nucleotide messenger RNA. RefSeq lists its product as uncharacterized. Lineage: Eukaryota; Metazoa; Arthropoda; Arachnida; Ixodida; Ixodidae. The record is from RefSeq and is a predicted model, not a curated record.